AUGCCGACGGGUCCACUCCUGUGUCGACUGCACGUGCCUUCGCGCUCCUGCCUCUGCGGGUCUAUUACAGACCGACGGGACUUCUACACCCAGGCCAAGGUUUCCCUGGAAAGGUCAUUGACGAAUGCGUGUGGGCCGGCUGUGCCACUUGCUGCCUUGCUUGACACCACUGCUGCGCAGGAGCUUCUUUCACGUGGCCGUCAUGAUGUCGUUGAUCCUGACCUGUAUGCCGGGGUUCUGGAUUUCCCGCUGGACCAAACUCUGCCUGAAGGCCGACCCGUCCUACAGCAGACUUCGAAGAACAGGGCUGCCCUGUUAGCAGCGUUUGUCAACUGGCUGUGCGAGGCAGGUUUCGAAGAGAGGGCUGUACACGAGUGGCCUGCAGAGGAGCUCUCGAAGGCGCUCGCGAAGUUCGGUCGGGAACUUUUCGAGGCUGGUUAUCCCUACUGGCACCUCUCUGAGACGAUAAACGCUCUGGCAGCAAAGCGGCCAGCCAUCAGGAGACAACUUCAAGGUGCCUGGGAUGUUGCCUUCGCUUGGAUGUCUUUGGAGCCUCACACCCACCACGUCGCGAUGCCUGCCAUUGUCCUCCUCGCGGUUCUCUCUGUGUCCCUUCUUUGGGGAUGGAGAACUGAAGCCGGACCGAGUAGCAGGCUCUGGCCGUAUUCGGCUCAGACGCUCAGGAGGCGUCUGGACACGAUUCUAGAGGCUCUGCUCAUUCCGACGGCCAGGAAUGAGGAGAGACCUCUAGAUCGUUCCUUCAGACCCGGUGGCGCCACCUAUUUGCUUCAAGCGACAGAGGAUGCCGAGCUCGUCCGUCGCCGGGGCCGUUGGGUGAGCCACAAAGUCAUGGACUUUUUUUUGACUUUGCAGCGCUGCUCGGAGUCCGAACGUAGCGAGUCGCAGGACAUGCGUAUUGCACGGCGUUCAGGAGGAACGCUCACUUUGUGA
Messenger RNA from Symbiodinium sp. CCMP2592, 951 nucleotides. NCBI's taxonomy places the organism in Eukaryota, Dinophyceae, Suessiales, Symbiodiniaceae. The record is from the annotation of a GenBank genome assembly.